Messenger RNA from Carica papaya (papaya), 1565 nucleotides. It is a transcript of the gene HSFA6B, whose product is annotated as heat shock transcription factor A6B. Gene Ontology annotation, biological process: regulation of transcription by RNA polymerase II; cellular response to heat. Gene Ontology annotation, cellular component: nucleus. Gene Ontology annotation, molecular function: RNA polymerase II cis-regulatory region sequence-specific DNA binding; DNA-binding transcription factor activity. NCBI's taxonomy places the organism in Eukaryota, Viridiplantae, Streptophyta, Magnoliopsida, Brassicales, Caricaceae. The record is from RefSeq and is a predicted model, not a curated record.
UCACAUCUACCACUCUCCUUUUACCACUCCAUUGUUGCAGCUCUCCUAUUUCUCUCUCAUAAACCCCCUUUUCCUGUAGAGAUUUUUAAGCCGUAACUAAAUCGUGUAUUCAAAAUGUUGUCUUGAGAUUGUUCAUCAACUGGGUUAAUUUCUUCCUUCUAUAAGCAAAUCAUUUACAGAAAAAGAAACCCACCCAGAUCAGAUUUUUCCUCAUGAAUCGUCAGAGUAGAUUGAAGCAGGAGUAUUCAGCUGCCAUGGAUGCUCCGCAGCCAAUGGCGGGUCUUCACGAUAUAGGUCCCCCGCCUUUUCUAACAAAAACUUAUGAUAUUGUUGAUGAUUUAAGCACCAAUAACAUCAUUUCUUGGAGCAGAGGCAAUAACAGCUUCGUUGUGUGGGAUCCCCAGACGUUUGCCAUGAGUCUCCUCCCAAAAUAUUUCAAGCACAACAAUUUCUCCAGCUUUGUAAGGCAGCUCAAUACCUAUGGGUUUAGAAAAGUUGAUCCAGAUAGAUGGGAAUUUGCUAGUGAAGGUUUUCUGAGGGGACAGAAGCAUCUUCUAAAGACUAUUAGGAGGAGAAAGACAAGUCAAAUGCAGGGUUCACAACAAGCUUUAGACCCUUGUGUUGAAGUUGGAAGGUUUGGUUUAGACGGAGAAGUUGACAGAUUAAGGCGUGACAAACAGGCUUUAAUGGUGGAAUUGGUGAAACUUCGACAACAGCAGCAGACUACUAAAGCUUGCCUUCAAGACAUGGAAGAAAGACUUGUAAAGACGGAGACGAAGCAGCAACAGAUGAUGAGUUUCUUGGCAAGAGCAAUGAAGAAUCCUAGUUUUGUGCAGCAAUUACUAGAGCAAAAAGAGAGAACAAGACAACUUGAAGAUGCAAUCAGAAAAAAGAGAAGGAGACCAAUUGAUCAAGGACCCGAUAAUGUUAUAAUUGGUGAAUUAGGCCAAGGUGGAAGUGAGCUGGAAAAUUUUGUUAAGUUAGAACCUAAAGAAUAUGGUGAUAUGUCUGAAUUGGAAGUCGUCUCUGAGCUAGACAUGCUUGCUAUGGACAUGCAGGGAUUAGAUGAAACUCAAAAUAAUCCACAGCAACAACUUAUGGAAAAUACUUGUGAGGAAUUAGAUGGAAAAAGAAGUAAAGACAAGGACCAAGGUUUCUGGGAAGACUUACUGGACGAGAGUAUGGAAGAAGAAAUGGGGUUGCUUGGUGUUGAAGAAGAAAAUGUAGACGCAUUGGUUGAACAUCUGGGCUAUUUGGGUUCAAGUCCAGAUUAUAGAAGCUAAUUAAUUGAACAUGUUACAAUUUCUACUUGUUUGUUUAAAUGAGAUGAAUGGGAGACUUUCCAUCUUGUAAUAUAACUCUCUAAUUAAUUUCUUGUUUCUCUUACUGAUCAUAAGAGUCUUUUCUUGAUGCCAAAAACCUAGGAAAUUUUAGGUGGGUGUUCUUGGUAUAUUUGGCUUAAGAGAGCGACCAAUAUCGAUCAUUAAAUAGGCUCACCAGAGAAUGAACUCUUGUAUAAGAGAGCAAGAUUAAUGUACUUGCACACUCACACUUUCUUAGCUGUU